AGAGAAACUGGGUUCUCGGAGACAUCUGCCGAGAAGUCCAGACAUGGUGAGGAGGGGGCGCUGAGGUUGCAGCCGGCAUCCCAGAGCGGAGAUGCUCAGCUUUAUUAGGUGCGACUUACAGGUGUGACGUGGUCUUCUGAAGUCUCAGUUUUGUCAUCUGUAGAAUGGACAUAACCGAAGCUACUUCAAAGGACUGUUACGAGGAUUAAAUGAAACAAUGCUUGUAAAGCUUUUUGCACAAGGGAGCCCUGGAGGCAGGACCUGGCAGGCAAAGCAUGCCUGCUAUCACGCAGAACCAUGGGCAGCAUGAAGACCCCUGUGGAGCUGGCCAUCAGUGGGAUGCAGACCCUCCAUCUUCAGCACCGUUGCCGGGGCAGCCACCGGGUCAAGGCCAGGGCGUCAUAUGUGGAUGAGUCUUUGUUUGGCAGCCCUGCGUCUACCCGGCCCACACCACCAGACUUUGACCCACCCUGGGAGGAGAAGACUAACAGAACCAGUGGAGUGGGCACAGGGACAUCACGGGCUUCAGGGACCAAUGGGAGCUGUGAGACCUCCUCCAGGGGCAGCACCCCAACCCUCACACCAAGGAAGAAGAACAAAUACAGACUGAUCAGCCACACUCCUUCUUACUGUGAUGAGUCGCUGUUUGGCUCCCGACCCGAGGGCACCACCUGGGAAGGCCCGUGGAUGGCAAAGGGGGGUGCUGCCAAACUCCAUGCCCUCUUCUGGACCCCCCCAGCCACCCCUAGGGGCAGCUACUCGUCCCGCCCCAGGGAGACCCCACUGCGAGCCAUUCACCCAGCACGUCCCUUGAAGACAGAGCCCACAGUGGCGGCAGACUCCCAGAAGCUGCGCAGGGGUGGGUUAGACUCUCCACAGCCUCGGAGGCGGGAACGUUCUCAUUCCCUCACACACCUGAAUGUCCCCAGCACUGGUCGCCCACCCGCCAGUGCCCCCCACGCCAGCAGGCCUCGGGAUCCCAGGCCUUCCCCAUCAGGGGUGACCUUCCAGAGCCCCCUAGUGAUGCCCAGGGCUCGCUCGGUUCGUGUUUCAGUGCCAGCUGCCCCUCAGCAAGGUGGGGCCGCCCAGAAACCAAAGCCCCCUUGGAAAUGAGUUUCUUGGU
Lontra canadensis (Northern American river otter) is the source of this 1123-nucleotide messenger RNA. RefSeq names its product RBPJ interacting and tubulin associated 1 (gene RITA1). The coding region runs from base 298 to 1113 and encodes 271 amino acids. Gene Ontology annotation, molecular function: tubulin binding. The transcript has 4 exons. The record is from RefSeq and is a predicted model, not a curated record. Lineage: Eukaryota; Metazoa; Chordata; Mammalia; Carnivora; Mustelidae. Gene Ontology annotation, cellular component: nucleus; cytoplasm. Gene Ontology annotation, biological process: negative regulation of Notch signaling pathway; nuclear export; Notch signaling pathway.